Humulus lupulus (European hop) is the source of this 3222-nucleotide messenger RNA. Its product is annotated as EH domain-containing protein 1. Lineage: Eukaryota; Viridiplantae; Streptophyta; Magnoliopsida; Rosales; Cannabaceae. Gene Ontology annotation, cellular component: intracellular membrane-bounded organelle; plasma membrane; cytoplasm. The record is from RefSeq and is a predicted model, not a curated record. Gene Ontology annotation, biological process: endocytosis; endosomal transport. The transcript has 16 exons. Gene Ontology annotation, molecular function: protein binding; GTP binding; calcium ion binding. Bases 1398 to 3035 code for a protein of 545 amino acids.
CUUAUUCUCUACAACAUAACAAACAAAAAAAGAAUCAAGAUCGUCCUUCAUCAUCAUCAUCAUCUUCUUCUUCUUCUUCUCUUUUAUCUUCUUCUUCCAUCUUGUUUUUGCAGGAACCUUGCCACAAAAUUUGAAGCUAGAGAUGGAGGUGAGAACCUAGGUUGAGUUAUGGCUGUGAUGAUGCUUGGGAUCUGCGAGGAGGGUAUCUCGGUAGCUUCAGAUCCGAGGAUGGUCGAGUCGCGGGGUGGACGCCAAGCUUCCCUUUUGAUCGGUAAGCUUCUGAGUUCUCUAUGCGGUGCUUAGUGUGACAACAUUGGGAGGCCAGAUUGGCUUGGUUCCUGGGUUCUCCUUGGUAAGCUUCCCUUCCAAUCGACUUGGCUCUUUAGGUCAACGCGGGCUGGGUGGCCGGCGUCGAGGAGCUCUCUGUCAUUAGCCAGAACCCAGGGUCGAGUUCAUCGUCCCACAGUCGGCAUCAAGUUGUUUCAAAUUUGUGUUUGAGAUGGAGAUCAAUGGAGAACAAAUAUAUGGGUUUGGGUUUGAACUUUUUUGUCUAAAUCUAUGGGUUUCUUUUAGGGUAGAAUUACAGAUCUGAGAUUCAGAUGGAUUUUCAUUUGAUUUUUGGUUUUAGCAAGAAGAAGAAGAAGAUGGAGGCUGAUAGAUUGAGACUAGGGUUUAGGUUGAUUAAGUUUUGAUUUCUUUGGUUUUAUUUGUUUAUUUUAAAUUAUGUUUAGUGAAUAUUAAGGCUGAUAGAUUAGGAUUAAGAUUUCUAAAUUAUGUUUCGAUUUAUUAAUUAAAUCUUAGUAUUUUUGUUAAUUUUUAUAAAACUAUUUAUGUUAAUUUUUUCUUAUUUACAAUAGCUUUUUAAUUAUUUUUUAUUUAAAACCAAUUUAAUAAAUUUUUAAAAUAUAUAUUUUUCAUUAUUUAUUUAAUUUAUUAAUUAAUAAAAUAUUAGAGCAUUUUGGUCAUAUUUAAUUAAAUUUUGACCAAAAUCUAAUCCAAAAUACUUUUUUAUCCUAUUUUACAAAAUGUAAAGUACGAAUUAUUAUUUGACAAAACACAAAGAGUUCAGUCACUUUUGCAACCCUAAAAAAUAAUAUCUUCACUUCUUUUUAUUAUUAAGUAAUUAGAUAAAAAAAUAGUGAAAUAGCAUAAAACGAGGUCGUUUAUAUAUGAAAUACUCAAAUAGUUUCCUUCCCUUUCGAUUCGGAGGAAGAUUCCUUUCUUUUCCGAGAAAACACUUUCCCAUCGAAAGUGUUGUCUGUUUUCAAAUUUUCGUUUUUUUAAGUUUUUUUUUUAUUGAAUAGAUAUUAAAACAGAUUAUGCAAUUGUUAGAUUUUAUAUUUAAAUUCCAAAUAUUUCCUCUUUAGUAGGAAAAACCAGUUGUUUUUCUUUUCACCAUGGAAAUUGCUUCUUCUCCAAUCUUUUCCUGCUCCAAAGAGCAUCAGAGCAUCUAUCAGGAAUGGUUUGUUUGUGCUGAUUCAGAUGGUGAUGGCCGCAUUACUGGCAAUGAUGCUUUAAAGUUCUUCGCUUUGUCGAAUUUGUCCCGGCAAGAUCUCAAGCAGAUUUGGGCGGUUGCAGAUUCGAAGAGACAAGGGUAUCUUGGUUUUGGAGAGUUUGUUGCUGCUAUGCAGCUGGUUUCUUUGGCGCAAUCUGGACAUGAGAUAACACAUGACUUAUUGAGUAGUAACGUUGACUUUGAGAGUUUGAAUCCCCCUGUUAUGGAGGGUUUGGUUGAACUACUAGUGAAGAAAAAGACUUCACAGAAGAUCAGUGAGCUUGACUUAAAUGGUAGUUCUAUAGUGCAACAUUCACCUUCAUCGCAGUGGUUUUCUUCAAAAUCAUCUAAAAAGGUGUCUCUUUCUUCUGUAACUUCAAUUGUUGAUGGCUUAAAGCGACUAUAUCUCAAGAAGCUGAAGCCACUUGAAGACACAUACCGGUUUAAUGACUUCGUGUCCCCGUCAUUAACUAAUAGUGAUUUUGAUGCUAAACCCAUGGUUAUGCUUCUGGGUCAGUACUCCACUGGGAAAACAACUUUCAUCAAGCAUAUACUGAGAAACAGUUACCCAGGAGCUCACAUUGGACCAGAACCCACAACUGACAGAUUUGUUGUUGUUAUGUCUGGGCCUGAUGAGAGGAGUAUCCCUGGCAACACUGUUGCUGUCCAAGCUGAUAUGCCCUUCAGUGGGCUUACAACAUUUGGAACCGCUUUCUUAUCAAAAUUUGAGUGUUCUCAAAUGCCACAUCCUCUGUUGGAGCACAUUACAUUUGUGGAUACUCCUGGAGUUUUAUCAGGGGAGAAGCAACGAACGCAACGAGCAUAUGAUUUUACUGGUGUAACAUCAUGGUUUGCUUCAAAGUGUGAUCUUAUACUACUUUUGUUUGAUCCUCAUAAGCUUGAUGUUAGUGAUGAAUUUAAACGUGUAAUAUCUUCUUUACGUGGUCACGAUGAUAAGAUUCGUGUGGUGCUGAACAAGGCUGACCAAGUUGAUACUCAACAACUAAUGAGGGUUUAUGGAGCAUUAAUGUGGUCACUCGGCAAGGUUAUUAAUACUCCUGAGGUCAUGCGUGUAUAUAUUGGCUCAUUCAAUGACAAACCAGUAAAUGAAGCUGCAACCGGUCCUAUUGGGAAAGAGCUUUUUGAAAGGGAACAGGAGGAUCUUCUUGCUGAUCUAAAAGAUAUUCCAAAGAAGGCUUGUGAUCGUCGUAUCAAUGAAUUUGUGAAACGUGCCAGAGCUGCUAAGAUACAUGCUUAUAUCAUUAGCCAUCUAAAGAAAGAGAUGCCUGCUAUGAUGGGAAAAGCAAAAACUCAACAGAAACUUAUUGAUAAUUUGGGUGAUGCAUUCGCAAAGGUCCAAAGAGAGUUUCAUCUACCACCAGGGGAUUUCCCAAAUGUAGAGCAGUUCAGGGAGACAUUAAGGGGUUAUAACAUCGACAAGUUUGAGAAGCUGAAGCCGAAAAUGAUACAAGCUGUUGAUGACAUGCUCGGCUAUGACAUUCCUGAGCUAUUAAAAAGUUUCAGGAAUCCCUAUAACUAAAUACAUAACUGAAAAAUGUUGGGUUGGAAUAGACACAGCAGUAGGUAGCGGACAGGGGUUGCAGUUUGAAGGAGCCACAUGCAUAUAAAUAAGAUACCAAAUUUUAUUUAUUUAUUUCUUAAGUUUCAAAUCUGUAUAGGAUGGCGUCUGAUUUUUCUUAAUAAUUUUGAUCAUCUGCAUUUCUGUU